Molecule: messenger RNA, 1048 nt
Organism: Caenorhabditis elegans
Lineage: Eukaryota; Metazoa; Nematoda; Chromadorea; Rhabditida; Rhabditidae
Gene: K03A11.6
Product: ShKT domain-containing protein
Exons: 7
Coding region: 67-840 (257 amino acids)
Source: RefSeq, marked reviewed
AUCGCGUGGCUCCCCUACCCCGGUGGUCAACAGUUGUCUUGGGAAGGGCUCUUCAAUGUGCUUUUUAUGAAAUCUUCCUAUUUUCUAUGUAUUUUUCGCGAAAGAAAAGAUAUCAAGAAGAUCUGUAUGCAGUUUUAUCAAGUUUUAGUUUUUAUAUUAGUAUUUUUUAAUGGAGUGGAAGCGGUUCUUGACAGAAACUGCACUCACAUGGAUGCUUUAGGGAAAUACUCAACAAACGCCGUCAAUUGCGAAAACACAUACAGUGACGAUGCUUGUACAAUGAUUUAUGGUAGCAGUGUUACAGUGGGCACCACUGUCGAGAGACCGCUUUUGUGCUUCAUGCUGAACGGUGAGAGGAGUGAAGAAAUGAAACGGAUUUCAAUGACAUCUUGUCCGAAAACUUGCGGGUAUUGUUGCCAAACUGAACCAUUUGACUGCAACAAUUCUCCAUUUCCCCGUAUUAAUUGUGCGAUGGUGACAAGUAGAAUGUGCAAAGAUCCUCAAUGGCGUGAAGUGCUUACGGAAGAUUGUCCGAAUGUUUGCGGGUUUUGUUUGGAAGGUGGGUGCUUCGACAAGGCAGUCGAUUGUACUACGGAUAUUUCGAUUUGUAUGAAUGUUGGAAUGCAGGAUUUUGUGAAGGAGUAUUGUCGCAAGACGUGCGGAUUUUGCCGCCCGACCGCCGUGGUUACACCAGACCCCGACUAUCGGGGUACCACCACAAAUUGUGUGGAUUAUAACACAAAUUGUGCGAGUUGGUCGUUUCGUGGUUAUUGUACCAGUCCGUUUUACAGCUAUGAAACCAGGUUUGCAAAUUGUGCCGCCACCUGUGGACUUUGCUGAUAAUUUAUUUAAUAAUUGAAAAUAUGUAUCUGAAUAUUAAUUUAUAUUGAAAAUGGGUUCUAUAACAUCACAAAUUGAAAAUCAAAUUUACAAUUUCCACAUGCCUACAUUCUCAUCUAAAAUUUCUCUGACUUUGGCAAUUUGUAAGUCGACACAAAAACAUGGCAAAAAACUAGUCUUCGGUGAUGUUUUGAACAUAUUAAUUGAC